UAUUCCUCAAGAAUCUUGAUCAACAGAUUCCAUCCUUCAAAAUCAGUUGUUUGUUACCUUCCGUGUCCCGCCGGACCACCACUCGCGCCAAACGCCAUUUCUGGUGAAUAUAGCAAGCUCAUUAAGGAUAUAUGCUCUUUAAGACUCCAUUUUGAGUGGCAAUUCAAGGAUUGUAUAUAUUUUCUGAAAGCAUUUUUAUAGGGAAAAAUGAUGGACUUGAAGAGCCAGGGAGAUUCAGGAGAACCUCGUGUAGAUGCCUCUACGGAGACCUUGGCUGUCGAAGAUGAAGGAGAUUCGACCUCAACGUCAUACUCAAAUGAACCAAAUGGCCAUACAGCGGUUCCCAACUCCCAACACAUUCCACCGCCGUCAGACUCGACCGAUCACAUUCCCUCUCCGACGCACCAUCUACAGUCAACCGGAUCCUCUGGCUCUCAUCAAAAUUUCCAUCUCGAAUCUCCAUCGUAUGCUGAUGCAAAUGUUCGUCACACCGAAGACCACGCGAGUCCCGCUGAAGAAGCUGACCGCGAUCCUGUUACUGACUUCGACAAAUCUGUAACGCUUUCGCGCUUUCGUUCAUCUGACUCGACCUUUUUGAAGAUUGUGGUUUCUGAUCCACAGCAAGUGGUGGAAUCAUCCAAUUCAAUCGUCCCGGGAGUGAACACAUUUUUUACCUAUUUGAUUACAACUGAGACAAACCUUCCUGAUUACGGUGGAUCUAAAUUCACCAUCAGGAGACGGUUCAAUGAUGUGGUGACACUAGCAGAUCGAUUGAGCGAAGCUUAUAGAGGUUUUUUUAUACCUCCAAGACCGGACAAAAGUGUGGUGGAAGGUCAAAUGAUGCAAAAGCAAGACUUUGCUGAGCAGAGGAGAGUUGCACUGGAGAGGUACUUGCAGAGGCUAGCAGUGCAUCCGGUGAUUAAGAAAAGUGAUGAAUUGAGGGUGUUCUUGCAAGUGCAGGGGAGACUUCCACUUCUAACUAGCAUUGAUAUUGCAUCUAGGAUGCUUGAUGGGGCCGUGAAGCUUCCCAGACAGUUGUUUGGGGACUAUGGGAAUGCAAUUGAACCUCAGGAUGUGGUACAGCCUGCCAAAAAUGGUAGGGACUUGCUGAGAUUGUUUAAGGAAUUGAAGCAGUCUGUGGUAAAUGAUUGGGGCAGUUCAAAACCACCAAUGGAGGAUGAUGAUAAGGAAUUCUUGGAGAAUAAAGAGAAACUGCUUGAUAUUGAGCAACAUCUAAGUGACACAUCGAAGCAGGCUGAGGCUCUUGUUAAAGCCCAAAAGGAUAUGGGGGAGACACUAGGAGAAUUAGGAAUUGAUUUUCUAAAGUUGGCAAAUUUUGAGAACGAAUGGGCAAAUUCAAAUGCUCAGAGGGUACGAGCAGCUGAUAUAAAAACAGUAGCAACAGCAGCUGUCAAAACAAGUAGAUUACAUCAUGAUCUACAUGUGCAUGAUGUGAAAUAUCUGGAUGUCGUGCACGAGCAUCUGGGGUUAAUGUUCGGAGUAAGAUAUGCAUUUUCGGAUCGUUCAAAGGCUUUACUAACUGUACAGACUCUGCUAUCAGAAUUGUCAUCUUUGAAUUCAAGGGUUGAGAAACUUGAAGCAACAUCAUCUAAAACAUUCAUGGUGGACAAAUCAAGGAUACAAAAGUUGGAAGAAUUGAAAGAUGCUAUUAAAACCACUGAUGAUGCUAAAAGCUGUGCAGUCAAAGAAUAUGAACGCAUCAAGGAACAUAAUAGAAGUGAAAUAGAAAGACUUAAUAAAGAAAGACACGAUGACUUCAUAAUCAUGUUAAAAGGAUUUGUGAUUAGUCAGGUGGCUUAUUCAGAAAAUAUUGGAAACGAAUGGGCAAAAGUCGCCGAGGAGACUCAUCAGUAUGCAACAAAUGCUGCAUAAUGCAGACUGUAUAUCAUUUCAUUUAUUAUUUCUAUAUUUCCUUAAUUCUUGUACCUUGCCCUUGAAGGAUUUCCUUGAAAUCUCACUCGAACGAUAAUUCAGCGGCAUAAGUUUUGUUCAGUGUUUCUUGUAUUUUUGUUCAUUUUUGCUUUGUUUUUGAUGCUAAACUAUGAAUAUAAUUGAAUAUACUGUUAUUUUCUGGCUACAAAUAUUAUCGAG
Molecule: messenger RNA, 2112 nt
Organism: Cuscuta europaea
Lineage: Eukaryota; Viridiplantae; Streptophyta; Magnoliopsida; Solanales; Convolvulaceae
Source: the annotation of a GenBank genome assembly